Gymnodraco acuticeps is the source of this 2060-nucleotide messenger RNA. RefSeq names its product glutaminyl-peptide cyclotransferase (gene qpct). The coding region runs from base 56 to 1216 and encodes 386 amino acids. Gene Ontology annotation, molecular function: glutaminyl-peptide cyclotransferase activity; zinc ion binding. The transcript is spliced from 7 exons. The record is from RefSeq and is a predicted model, not a curated record. Lineage: Eukaryota; Metazoa; Chordata; Actinopteri; Perciformes; Bathydraconidae.
GCUCCAGUGACGCGAUGUGGAUUGUGAGCCUCGGGUCCUCCCUCCUGUGUUUCACAUGAUCUGUAGCUUUCACAGAGAAGAGGCAGGAAUGUGGAGAGGAGCGACAACAGCGAUGGCUGAGCGAAGCCUCGGUCCCUCCAAAAUGCGUUUAUUUUACACUGUGGCCAUCUGGGUGACACUCAUCCACUGCACCGAUGGAAUUCCCUGGACAGAAGAAAAGCUCCAUCACCGAGCCUUCACUCUAACACGAGCUGAGAUCAGCACGGCUGUGUCUCACACUGACCUGGAGCAGAUGUGGCAGAGGGACCUGAGGCCGCUGCUGGUCACCAGGUACCCCGGCUCUGCAGGCAGCACGGCCGUGCAGGAGCAUAUCAAAACCGUCCUGGCUGGCCUGGGGGCGGGCUGGGAGGUGACGGAGGAUAAGUUCAUGUCACAAACCCCCUACGGCCCCCUGCCCUUCACUAACCUAGUGGCCACUCUCAACUCAUCAGCCACCCGCCAGCUGGUCCUGGCUUGCCACUACGACUCCAAGUACUACCCCCCCCAGUGGCACGGCAGGGAGUUCCAGGGAGCCACGGACUCUGCUGUUCCCUGCGCCAUGAUGCUGGAGCUGGCCCGAGCCCUGGAUGUGGAACUGAAAGCUCAGAAGAGCUCCAGUGCUGACCUCACCCUGCAGUUGCUCUUCUUUGAUGGCGAGGAGGCUCUUUUCCAGUGGACCCCCACAGACUCCCUUUACGGCUCCCGGCACCUGGCACAGAAGAUGGAGGCCACCCCCCACCCUGCAGGAGCCACGGACACCAACCAGCUACACGGCAUGGAUCUGUUGGUGUUGUUGGACCUGAUCGGGGGCCCGAGCCCGACCUUUGGCAACCAGUUCCCCAGCACAUCACACUGGCUCUCUAGGCUGCAGAGCAUCGAAAAGCGUUUACACUCCAUGAACCAGCUUGUGGAUCAUCCUGACAGCGUGCAAUAUUUCUGGCCCAAUAUACCGGUUGGUCACGUUCAAGAUGAUCAUAUACCAUUCCUAAACAGAGGUGUGCGCGUCCUCCAUCUGAUCCCCUCCCCCUUCCCGUCUGUAUGGCACACGUUUGACGACAACGAGCAGAACCUGGAUCGCGCCACCAUUCAGAACCUCAACAAGAUCAUCCAGGUGUUUGUUCUGGAGUACCUCAAUGCCAGACCCGCCGUCCCUUCAAACCCACAGAAUGUCCCCUAAAAAGAAAAAAAAGCAUUACAUCUUUGACGUUUCACUGUAGUAAAAAUCUGCAACAAUAUGUAUCUCUUCUUGAUCUUAUCAUUUCGACGUUGCCAGCUGUAAAAAGCAUAGAGAAUAUGUUUAGAGAUCUACAUGCAUAUAUUUUAAUUUCUUGGUACGAACCUAUUUCGGGGUAUGUGAAAUGUACUUUCUUCCAAAAUAAGACUUCAAGACCCUGAGGCUUCAUCUUCCCUUAAAGUCCCAGCAACAACAUCAGUACACAGGAUCUUUUGUGUGUUUCCUUUUACUACACUGCUCUCUUUAUGUCAGCCUCCUCCUUUACACUGUGAUGAGGCAUCUUAGUGUCAAUGCUAAUGUCUAGGAUCGUGUGCCUCAAAGAGAAAGAAUAAGAGCAGUGUAGAGGAAAUAAAAGAAAACAAUAAUGUGAACGAUUAAAAUGCCUUAACACCCUUUAUUUUGAAAGGCCACAUGUAAGUCCAGAGUAGCUAUCUUUUUCUAGUCAUGUAAUACCAUCCAUAGUCUCUGAUCUGUGAUGUUGUGAGCUACAUUUAAACAAUAUGGUGACACACACAGAAGGUGACAUUUCCUCUCCUACAGUAAAACUGUUCAGACUGAAGCUGUCAGGGGCAGGAAGUGGCUUUAUAUGAUUUAACAACAUCUUUAGGCCUUCAUAUCCUGUCAUCUUAGAUAGCAAAGUGGAAUACUUCCUGUACUGGUGUUUCUCCUGCCGUUGUUUAUAUGAUAUUAUUAGCCUGAUCCUAAUGUAGAUCCCAGAAUAAUAUACAGUGCCAAACCUGGACUUCCUGUAUUUUGAUGCUGAAAUAAAUGUUGAUUCAGAAUACAA